Molecule: messenger RNA, 894 nt
Organism: Penicillium samsonianum
Lineage: Eukaryota; Fungi; Ascomycota; Eurotiomycetes; Eurotiales; Aspergillaceae
Product: fumarylacetoacetate hydrolase family protein
Exons: 4
Coding region: 1-894 (297 amino acids)
Molecular function (GO): catalytic activity
Source: RefSeq, a predicted model, not a curated record
AUGAGAGUCGCUUGGCAACGAUUGAUCAGAUUCCAGGCCGCGGAUGGCCGUGUCCUUCGAGGCGAACCGAUCCUGCCCAGACCGGAUUUAGACCUGGGAUAUGUCACUGAGAAGGAUCAGCUGCAAGCCCGAGUCAUUGUAGGUGAGGAUAUUUUCGACGAAACUGGUGUGACGCGGGUUUCCGACGAGAUAGUGACGGUUCGAAGAAUCUUGUCUCCGCUUGCACCGUCAGACGUGCCAACUCUCCGGUGCGUUGGAUUGAAUUAUUUAAAGCAUAUCCAGCAAGCAAAGCGAACUCCGCCGCCCUUUCCCUUCAUCUUCUUCAAACCACAGACGACAAUUUUGGACCACGGCGGCAACGUGGUUAUUCCAAAGAUUGCCCAGGAUGACCAGGCCGACUAUGAAGGAGAGCUGACCAUCGUCAUUGGGAAAGACGCAAAGGACGUCUCGCAAGAAAACGCCCUUGAUUACGUUGCCGCUUAUACCAUAGGCAAUGACAUCUCAUCUGGAAAGCUACAGCGCGACCCAGAUUAUGCUGGGCGUAUUCCCCAAUGGGGCUUCUCCAAAGGGUUUGACACUUACGCGCCAAUUGGGCCUUGUCUUCUGGCCAGUAGUCUCGUGGACGAUCCGAAGAAUCUGCAUCUCACCACCGUCGUUGAUGGCGACGUGCGACAAGAUGAGUCUGUCGACGAUCUGCUAUUUGAUUGCCGCUAUCUCAUCUCGUACCUAUCUCAGGGCACAACUCUGCAGAAGGGCAGCAUAAUCAUGACAGGCACGCCUGGUGGAGUAGGGGGAGAUAUGAAUCCCCCGCGGUGGCUGCAACCAGGCACGCAGAUGGAGGUGCACAUCUCUAAGAUCGGGACACUUAGAAAUGGAGUUGUGUUUGCUGAAUAG